AUGCGAUAUCAACCGACUACAUCCAUGUCAAGCUAUUUAGCUGAAUACUUUGCUGUCGUUGAUCAGUUGGUGGACUUAGGAGUUACGCUAGAUGACAAGUUAAUAUCAGUGGCUUUGCUAGUCGGCCUGGGCGAAGCUUAUGAGAUGUUCGUGAUUGCAGUGACAAGUCAGGACACACCGCCCAGCUCAGCAGUUUUAAAAACAAAGCUUUUGGAAGAGGAGAUGAGGAAGACGACCGGAAAGGAGAAAACGUCAGAUGCUGCCUUUGCAAUAAAGACAACGAAGAGACGCAAAGAGCGUAGAGUUAAGUGUUUCAAAUGUAAUCGCUUUGGACACAUAGCAUCUGAGUGCAAGUCGGCUAACCGACAUCAAGACAAUACGACCGGAAAAUCACAAAUACUCUCAUUAGGAUCCAGUAACGACCGGAACCUUUGGAUCCUGGAUAGCGGUGCAACGGCACAUGUAUGUUGUGAUAAACGUUAUUUCAAGCAUUUAAAGUCACCAGAAAGCAAUAUUAUGUCUGUUGCUGAUGGACGACAAAUACCCAUCAUUGGAGCUGGUGAAAUUGAAAUGCAG
Molecule: messenger RNA, 576 nt
Organism: Tetranychus urticae (two-spotted spider mite)
Lineage: Eukaryota; Metazoa; Arthropoda; Arachnida; Trombidiformes; Tetranychidae
Source: RefSeq, a predicted model, not a curated record